AACAAAAUGGCGCUAAGAUUUUAGUAUCUGUGUCCCGUAAGCUGUAAUUUUGUUUAAGUGCGGUUUACCAGUGGAAAGACAUACUUAUAAUUAAUAAUAUUGAUUAAUGCAAUAAACAUUUGAAAAUGGCUCGGAAUAAAUCUCCGUCGGUUGCUUCCGAAAAAGAUAAAAAGAAGCUUAAAGAUAAAAAGAAAAAGGGAGAUUCAGGAUCCAGCAGUAGUGAAAGCAGUGGCAGUUCAUCGGAAAGCAGCUCGUCAAGAUCGUCAUCUCGUUCGUCGUCGAGCAGUUCUGGCAGUUCCUCUCGCUCGUCAUCUAGCUCCAGCUCUUCAAGCAGUAGCAGUAGUAACAAUGAUCGCUCGAGGCCAAAGAAGAAAACAUCUCCUAACAAGAGUCCUAUAAAAGAUCGCCGUGAACCCGAUGCAGAAAGACUAAGAGAUAGGUCGCCUAUCGGAGACAAGAAAAAAUUUGCAACACCAUCAACUAAUGACAAAGCUAAAAGCAAAGAGAAAACUGAAAGAUCACCAGGCCGUAAAAAGCGGGAACGAUCACCACCUCCUCGUCCCACUCGAAUACAUAUUGGCAGAUUGACAUUGAAUGUGUCAAGGGAUCACAUACAUGAGAUAUUCUCCACUUAUGGUAAUGUUAAAGCCGUGGAAUUUCCAAUGGACAGACUUCACCCCCAUAAUGGUCGUGGCUAUGCUUAUGUGGAGUUUAGCAAUCCAGAUGAUGCAGAAAAUGCAAUGAAACAUAUGGAUGGAGGACAAAUCGACGGUCAAGAAAUCACCGCGGCCCCGGUGCUGGUGCCGUCUCGACCGCGCCGGCCCUCGCCGCGCCCGCCGCCCCGACACGCGCCGCCCCGUCGACAUUCGCCGCCGAGGUACCGCCGCCGCAGCCCGCCCCCGCGGCGUCGCUCGCCUCCGCGCCGUCGCCGCUCGCGUUCGCGUUCCCCUCGCGUCGCUCCGCGCCGCCGCCGCUCCAGGUCCUCCUCCUCUUCCUCCCGGUAGACCCACUAUAAAAGACAUAACUCAACACACACUCAUUUCUCACAUUAAACCUUAUAUAAAUUCAAUAUUAUUUCUGCCCAUUCCUACAUUCUAAAAUUUUAGUUGUGUUGUUAUGGUGAUUCACAAUAUACAUAAAAUAACAAAGGUGACCUAAGUGAUCUUUUAUACCAUGUUUGUUUAUAAGAUGUAAUUAGUUUAUUACUAGGCAGCAUUUCAAUAUGAGCAUUUGAAUUCAUUUAUUUAUAUGUUUAAUGUAUAUAUAUUUUCUAAAUUAUGCUAAAUGGGCUAUCAAAAUCCUUCCAUGAAAUAUAUUUAAUUAUACCUAUUUUAAGGUUCGUGAACACUUCAAAUAAUCAAUACUAGGUAUGUUAUUGUAUUCCUUUACACAUAGCAUGUAACUUAGGUAUGAUGUCCAUCAAAUACAGAGUUUAUUAAAAUGCUUAUUAUUCUUCAAGUCAAUACUAAUUUUUCCAAUGUGUAGCCAAUAUAAAUAAAAAUCGCCUCAUUUGUAAAAAUGUCUAAAUUGAUGUUUUUGAAUUUUUAAAAAAUCUUCGAAGUGCCAUGUUUAUUUGAUGUGAUGUCAUACAAUUAAUUAUUCGAUUUCUAACAUCUUAUGAACUAAAAAGGUAUAAUAUACAAUACAAUUAAAAUUUUAUAAUGUUUAUCUAGGAUUUAAAAAAAUGUUACAGCUAACACACAAAGGUCUCUCAAAAACACCAAGAUUGUUUACAUGAUUUUCUAUUACAAAUUGAAUAACACUUUUUCAUUAUGAAAAUGAACCAUAACAUACAUUAGCUAUAAAUACCACUGCAUGACACAUUCCAGAGACUUCGUAUGGGUAAGUAUAAAUUGAAUACCCAUUUUAUAUGCCUAAGAAAUAUAGAAAAGACCAGGAUGGGUAAGUAUAUAAUAUUUCAUGAUUGUCAUACGAUUUAGGAACUUUGACUUAAAAUUAAUAAAUAAUUUCUUGUUAUAAAAGCUUGCAAAAUGGAAACUGACCAGAGUGAGUGAUCAGUGCAAAUAAAAUAAAUUGACAGAAGUGCAGUGCUUAUGUAUCUUUGAAUUUUAUUCUGUAAUAUAAAAUGAACCUUUUGUUAAUAAAUAUAAAGAAAUGA
This is a messenger RNA of Vanessa atalanta (red admiral), 2119 nucleotides long. Its product is annotated as RNA-binding protein with serine-rich domain 1-A-like. The record is from RefSeq and is a predicted model, not a curated record. Gene Ontology annotation, cellular component: ASAP complex; cytoplasm; nucleoplasm. The transcript is spliced from 7 exons. Lineage: Eukaryota; Metazoa; Arthropoda; Insecta; Lepidoptera; Nymphalidae. Gene Ontology annotation, molecular function: RNA binding. Bases 126 to 1004 code for a protein of 292 amino acids. Gene Ontology annotation, biological process: mRNA splicing, via spliceosome.